This is a messenger RNA of Volvox carteri f. nagariensis, 2166 nucleotides long. RefSeq lists its product as uncharacterized. NCBI's taxonomy places the organism in Eukaryota, Viridiplantae, Chlorophyta, Chlorophyceae, Chlamydomonadales, Volvocaceae. The transcript has 9 exons. The record is from RefSeq and is a predicted model, not a curated record. The coding region runs from base 1 to 2166 and encodes 721 amino acids.
AUGCAGUCCCCAACUACACGCGCACCGAAUGUUAUCGCACCGGCUCGCAACCCUGUGACCACGGGGAGGAAGCAGGCAUAUGGUGAGGAAGAAAAGAUUAGGGACGCUUUAAAGCGCUUCGUAAAGCGAAUCAAGGCCCUUGGUCGCCGUUUCCCUGAGAGAGGCUACGGCUUCCAUCCAUCUGGCCAUCCGAAAAGUCCCUUCGGUGCUAUACUUUUGUACACGCGGCCUUCCUAUAGCGGAGUGGCAUUCAGCGUGUCAGGCUGGAUGGAGUGUUCAGAGGCUCGCAAACUCGCUCAUGGUUUCUGUGAAGAGCUUCAGGCUCUAAAACUACUUAGGUAUCCAAAGCGAGUAUACGCGGGACGACGGAAGGCAGUGCGGGCAAUGACCAAGCAGCACAAAAGUCGUUUCCUGAGGAAGCUGGGCCGGAAGGCAGCGUCAGUCAUCCACACACAUUUGAGGUCUGCACCAACAGCUGCCAAUGUUGCAGCAGCAGGUGCCAACGGUCGGCCCGAGGGUCAGCUGGAGGGCCAUGGUGCAACUGGAAUGGCCACCCAGCAGCACAAUACCAAUGCUGCCGAAGUACACGAGAAUGAGGAGCCUCGCACAGCUACACUGACGGUAAUGGCGACGGAUGAGCAGCUGCCCUUCUGCAAUUACGGCAGGAAAGGGGAUGGCUGGAAGACCUGGGCCAUUGGUCCAGAUGGCCGUUGUGUGUGUGGCAAUUCAUGUGCUGAGGGGCGCAAGCUUUUUUCCAACUACCCCCCCCAUCUCCCCUUCGUGGACUUCCGGGGCAAGACAUUCUCCGGUACCAACGAAAUGUACACGGCAGUUAUCACCACCGCCUGCAGCCAUUCACCGGCCUUCAAGGCCAUGUACGAAAGUGCUGAGAAGGAGUGGAAGGAUAAAAAGGAGCUGGAGGUUGGGCGGCGGCGCCAGCAUGCCAUGGGCGAGCAGCAGGAAGCCCUGGCCAUUAAUGGCGGCGGAGAGCAGCAGGAAGCCCUGGCCAUUAAUGGCGAUGGCAUGGGUGACGAGGGUGCUGAUGAUGGAACAGAACCUGCCCGUAGGGUGCACCGGCAGCGGGCCCUUGAGCGCAGGGGAUGUGAGGGUACCGCGUGGGACCCCUGCACCAAAGGAUACAACCGGGAGAAGCUGAUUGCAGCAUUUGAGCAGCACAAUGGUGGGGGAGCUGCACGCGGUAUUUCACAGCUUGUUAAGCUGCUGGGUGGCUCAGCUCGGGACCUGGUAGAAGCCCUUGCCAAGGAGAAUCUCGCAUUCUUCAGGCCGACCCCAGGACAGCUCGCGGAGAUGACGCGCCUGUACCAUGCUCUACGCGAAGAGGGCAAAGCAAGCACCUCUCUCGGUGCAUUCAUCGCGGACAGCAUCCCUGGUGGCUGGAAAGGCUCGCGGGUGGUACGGAUCCUGAAGGAGCAGAAUAUCUGGGUGAAAGGUUGUCAAGGGCGGAGGGCCCGUGUGGCCAUCAAAGCAGCGGCGGAGGAACUAAAUAACGAGGAGAGCAGCUUAUCGGAGGGGGAUGACGGAGAGGAGACAGCCAGCGGACUGAGCAACCAGCCCAGUAGCAGUGUGGAGGAUGAUGGAGCAUGUGGUAACGAAUCCGAUGUGGCUAGUGUGGAUGGGGACGAGUCCGGUGAGGAAAGGGGCAACCAAAGCGGCUAUAGUCCUGAGGCGGAGGCCAAGGUGGCACAGCCCAGCAUAGGUCCGAGCGGAGCAGGGCAGGGAGCAGCAGAGCAGGUUGGGGCAGUGCGGGGUGCUGCAGGUCCGAGCAGGGCAGGGCAGGGAGCAGUAGAGCAGGUUGGGGCAGUGCGGGGUGCUGCAGGUCCGAGCAGGGCAGGGCAGGGAGCAGUAGAGCAGGGUGGGGCAGUGCGGGGUGCUGCAGGUCCGAGCGGAUCAGGGCAAGGAGCAGCAGAGCGGGGCGAGGCAGAGCAGGAUAAUCGUGCCCGCUGCUUCGAUUGUUUGCCGGUGGAGGAGAAGGCGCGCGACGUCCUCGGCGAAGCCGCCCUGGGAGGACAGGCUUCUGUGCACCUCCGGGUAAGUGUCGAUCGUGUGUUGGUAUCGCAUUCUGAGGGUCUCCAGGCGUUGCAGGACCUAGCUGGAUUCGAUAAUUUCCCGUGGGGCGCGUGUCCAUGUAUGGGUUGCACGGCGUAG